Molecule: messenger RNA, 1933 nt
Organism: Exophiala dermatitidis NIH/UT8656
Lineage: Eukaryota; Fungi; Ascomycota; Eurotiomycetes; Chaetothyriales; Herpotrichiellaceae
Exons: 2
Coding region: 81-1862 (593 amino acids)
Biological process (GO): rRNA processing
Cellular component (GO): small-subunit processome; Pwp2p-containing subcomplex of 90S preribosome
Molecular function (GO): protein binding
Source: RefSeq, a predicted model, not a curated record
AAAAAAUGUUGCGGCCAAGUUAAACAUCAGCCCGUCAAUAUUUCAACCACAGCGCAAACAACUUGUAUUCUGUGGCAGACAUGGCGCACCCUACGAGGCUUCGAGGCGACAAGUCGAAACCGGCACAGCACGAUGCCUUCGAAAAGGACGAAGUGGAACUACGACUAGAGAAGGCUGUCUUCGGGGACGAUGCAGGCUUUCUAGAAUCACUGCAAAGACAUGAUUCAGCAGCGAACAAGGCCUUGACGCGGCUAGACGAGCGCGAAUCCGAGCCUGAGGAUAGUGAAGAUAUUGAGGAUGGCGAUGGUGGACUCAGUGAUGUUGCCGAUGAAGAUUUAUUCUUCCUCGACGCCGGAACUGGAAACCUUCCCACUGCCGUCGCCCAAGAGCUCGAGCGCAAAGAAAUAGCACAUGACGUUACACAACACACGCCCUCAUGGUUCGACAGCGAUGACGACCGGAUGACCGUCUCAUUGGCGUCGAAUCCGCGGUUGAGGAAAUUGCGGAAUACUCUUGAAGACGAUGUCAUUAGUGGAAGGGAGUAUAUUCAAAGACUGCGCCGGCAAUAUGAACUGCUUCAUCCUACGCCUGAUUGGGUGAGAUAUGCCAGGAAAAAGAGGAGGUUAUCGUCACAAGACAAAGAAGACGAGAAUACAGAUACCGAUGUGUCUAUGGAAGACUCCGAGUCACUUCCCUCGGCACAACCUCUGUCUGAACUUCUCAGGAGUGCCGGCUCCUUAACACGGUCUGACCCGAAGCCCGCAGGCUCCAAGGGGGAUCGAAAACUACGUCCGGAAGUAAUCGACAUCCAACGUUGCAAAGACGUUGCUGGUUCGGGCCCAUCGUCGGUGGAUACGUUGCAGUUUCAUCCUUACUAUCCUCUGCUUCUCUCGGCGGGACCUAGCUCGACAGUCACUCUGUAUCACAUCUCGCCUCAACCUCCGAAUCCCAAUCCUGUGUUGACAUCGUUGCACCUCAAGGGCACCCCCCUUCACACGGCAGCGUUCUGCAGACCGCAUAGUGACAGACACGUUCCGGACGACGGCGAAGUCCAGGAUCAAACAAGAAUUUUUCUCUCCUCCCGACGGCGAUACUUCCACGUAUGGUCCCUGGCUACUGGCGUGGUGACAAAGGUCACGCGUGCUCUAUACGGCGAAGCCCGCAAAGACCAGCGGACCAUGGAAUCGUUCAAGCUUUCGCCUUGUGGACGGUAUAUGGGACUCAUUGGUUCUUCCAAAAAGGGAGGUGGCAGUAUCAACGUGCUGUCGACAGAAAGUCUGCAGUGGAUCGCCAGCUGCCGAAUUGAUUCCCGGGGCGGCGUUGCGGACUUUGCUUGGUGGCGCGAUGGAAACGGUUUCGCAGUCGUGGGGAAGAACGGCGAAGUCAGUGAGUACGACAUGGAGGCGAGGCGGAUUGUUCAUCGCUGGACGGACGAGGGCGCUGUUGGGACAACAGUCAUCGCGCUUGGUGGACAUGCCGGCCAAGGGGAACAAGACAGGUCUCGUUGGGUGGCUAUUGGCUCCUCAAGUGGUAUUGUCAAUGUGUAUGACCGCAGAGGAUGGUUUACGGACAAAACGAUCACCGCCACACACCCAACCCCAGCAAGAGCCUUCGAUCAACUGACGACGCCAAUCUCCCACCUGGAGUUUUCCGAAGAUGGUCAGAUGCUGGUCAUGUCGUCGAGAUGGAAAAAGAACGCCCUGAGACUGGUCCACCUUCCAAGCUGUACUCUCUACCGAAAUUGGCCGACGGACAAAACGCCUUUGGGAAGGAUCAGUGCAGUUGCUCUGUCGCCUGAUGGUAGUUAUCUCGCUGUAGGGAACGAACAAGGGAAGAUCAGGUUAUGGGAAGUACGCGAGUAGGACAUCUAUAGCUCGAGUUUGAUUCCCAGUCUAUGGUGCAAAUCGUUCAAUAUACACUCUAUACAAGUGCC